This is a messenger RNA of Schistocerca gregaria, 2044 nucleotides long. Its product is annotated as b(0,+)-type amino acid transporter 1-like. Gene Ontology annotation, biological process: amino acid transmembrane transport. Gene Ontology annotation, cellular component: membrane. The transcript has 14 exons. Gene Ontology annotation, molecular function: L-amino acid transmembrane transporter activity. NCBI's taxonomy places the organism in Eukaryota, Metazoa, Arthropoda, Insecta, Orthoptera, Acrididae. The record is from RefSeq and is a predicted model, not a curated record. The coding region runs from base 180 to 1802 and encodes 540 amino acids.
UUCUGCCUACGGCAUUGAAUUCUCUCUGCUGUCAAUUAGUUCAAUUAUUGUGUCUGAAAACACGGGGCAAGGUGGGACAAAAUGGGCACUAAUACGAGUUUCCUGUGUUACGGAUAAAUAAAUCCUAAACUGCCAUGUUGCUGUGAUGACUUUGUUUUAUUCCAUGACCGCUUUGGUGCAUGCCUGACGACUGUUCAGACAUGAGCUACAACCAACCAGGUGCCGCUCCCAGGAGCAGAAGCAGCGGCUGCGAGGGCGCCACGCUCGCCGUCGACAUGGGAGUGCCGGAGAAGAGGAAGCUGUCCGAUGAGGCGGGAGGCGCCGGAGACGUUGGAGGCGGGGAGAUGGCCAGCAAGGGGAGCGGCAGCGGCAACGUGCGGCUGCGGCGCGAGCUGGGGCUCUUCAGCGCGGUCAGCCUCAUCGUCGGCGUCAUGAUCGGUUCCGGGAUCUUCGUGUCGCCGACGAGCGCGCUGGAGCGGUCUGGCUCUGUGGGGCUGUGCCUCGUCGUGUGGGCCGUGUGCGGCGGCAUCUCCCUCGUAGGUGCGCUGGGGUUCGCGGAGCUGGGGACGGUGGUGCCGCGGUCGGGCGCGGAAUACGCCUACCUGCUGGAGGCGUACGGCCCGCUGCACCGUUUCUGGGGCCCGGUGCCCAGCUUCCUGUGCGCCUGGAUCUACGUGGCCAUCCUGCGGCCCGCAGAGGUCGCCGUCGUCAUCCUCACGUUCGCCGAGUACGUGGUGCAGCCGCUGGCGCCUCUCGGCAUCGCGGAGCUGCACCCAGACACUCAGAAGCACCUGCUCAAGCUCAUCGCCCUGCUCGCUCUGGGACUGAUCACAUAUGUGAACGUGUGGAGCGUGAAACUGUACGUGCGUGUGCAGAACAUCUUCACUGUGGCCAAGCUCGUCGCGUGCUGCGUUGUCGUCUUGGGAGGUCUCUACGAGCUUUGCAUCGGCAACACUCGCAAUCUGAGCACUGGUUUUGAGGGUUCCAGCAACUCUGCACGAGACAUCUCCCUUGCUUUCUACAGUGGACUCUGGGCAUUUGAUGGAUGGUCAAUGGUGACUACCGUAACAGAAGAAGUAAAGAAACCAGAAGUGAACAUUCUCCGAAGCAUAGUGAUUGCAGUGCCUCUGGUUACUCUGUUCUACUUCAUGAUGAAUGUCUCAUAUAUGACAGUGCUGAGUAUACCAGAGAUGAUUGCAGCACCUGCAGUAGCUGUGGCAUUUGGAGAACGCCUUCUGGGACCGAUGAGUUUCAUCAUUCCACUGGGAGUAGCUCUGUCUACAUUUGGCUGUGCACUUGGCAUUCAGUUCAGUGUGACGAGGUUAUGCUUUGUAGCAGGCCAGGAGGGGCAUAUGGUCUCAAUCUUCUCUUUUGUGCAUAUCAGGCGCUUCACACCUGGACCUGCUGUUGUUAUUCAGGGUUUGAUAGCAGCAGUGUUUGUUAUCAUUGGUGAUAUUGAGCCCCUCAUUGACUUUGCAAGUUUCUUGGUUUGGGUGUUUUAUGGAAUGGCUAUGGCUGCACUGCUGAUAAUGAGGAGGACCAAACCACAUGCCGAUAGGCCGUAUAAGGUGCCUUUAAUAGUACCAAUUUUCACAAUCAUUGUGGCAUUAUUUCUGACUCUGGUACCAAUAGUAACAGAUCCUUCACCACGUUACUUCUUUGCUCUGGCAUUUAUUCUGAUGGGAGUUGCAGUCUACACAUUAUUUGUGUACAAAAAGAAGAGGCCAAAAUUUAUGGAUAAGGUGACCCGCUACACGCAGCUGCUUAUGGAGGCCGUGCCCACCGACCAGAACACGGACUGAACGAAGAGUCCCCGCCUGCAGCACACCCGCAGCCCGGAAACGCCGUGCCGUGCCUUGCGGCGGGAUCCACACAACCUCACGGGUUCACGCUGACUCAGCCAAAGUUCCUGUCUAAUUGUAUUUUUUAGAAGUAUGUGUGCUUUUUAUGUGAAUUGGUAAGGUGAAUGAAAUAUUUAUGUAUUUUUUUAUAAAAAAUAGAAGUUUGACACGUGAAAUAUACUUCAAAAGAAAAACAAAUUAAA